AUGACGACGGAAAACUCAUCAGCUGGCGACGCACCCGCCAGCACGUGGCGCGCAACGGGCCAGAAAUCUCACGAGCUUCUCACAUGCACUAUCAAGGCCCCGAUCUUCUCCUACACUCAUUUGGAACUCAUCUCCGAGUCUCCGACAACACAAGAGGCAUUGGAACUGGACAAUCUUCAAGUACGCUCGUAUUGCAAUGCUGCUCUCGCCCAGUUCCUGGGCGCAACAGGCUCCGCCAUUCCCAUCGAUAUACUCAAAGUCGAGGGCGCACAGUGCUGGCUGCGCGUGCCCCGGCAGGAUCUUAGCCCCUUCGCCGCCGCGAUCACGGCGUGGGCAGGUGUCUCGGACCAGGGAAGCCGGCGAGUUCUCCGGGUGAAGCAGUGCUCUGACUACUUGGGCGCUAUCGUCGGCACCGAUGGCCAGGACAAGCUUUGGUCGUCAUGA
Molecule: messenger RNA, 444 nt
Organism: Colletotrichum abscissum
Lineage: Eukaryota; Fungi; Ascomycota; Sordariomycetes; Glomerellales; Glomerellaceae
Exons: 1
Coding region: 1-444 (147 amino acids)
Biological process (GO): tRNA processing; nuclear-transcribed mRNA catabolic process, RNase MRP-dependent; intronic box C/D snoRNA processing
Cellular component (GO): nucleolar ribonuclease P complex; ribonuclease MRP complex
Molecular function (GO): ribonuclease MRP activity; ribonuclease P activity
Source: RefSeq, a predicted model, not a curated record